AUGUACCAAAGCGCCUGCAAUGCGGCCACAACGGGCUCUUGUGUCCCUGGAGCAGGCAAUCAGACCGAUAACGAACGGCAGUCGGCAUUGAUUGCCCAGCAACCACCCACCGCUCCAGUGGAGCCCGAUUACAGUGGCUUCGAUAUCGUUAAGGCCACCCAGUACGGCGCCAUAGCCAGGGUCCGGGAGCUGGUCGAGUCUGGCUGGGAUGUGAACCAGCCGGAUAGCGAGACGGUCACCCUCCUCCAUUGGGCGGCGAUCAACAAUCGACGAGAUAUCAUCAGGUACUUCCUGGAGAAGGGCGCCACCGUUGAUGCCGUUGGGGGUGAGCUGAAUGCCACGCCCCUGCACUGGGCUACCAGACAGGGCCACCUGGGUGCCGUAGUCCUGCUCAUGGCCGCCGGGGCCGAUCCACGGAUCCGGGAUGCGGAGGGCUGCUCCUGCAUACACAUUGCAGCUCAGUUCGCCCACACCGCCCUAGUGGCGUACUUCAUAGCCAAGGGGGUGGAUCCAGAUCUACAAGAUCGGGGAGGAAUGACGGCGCUCAUGUGGGCAGCAUGGAAGGUCUGCGCCCUGGAUCCCGUGCGCCUGCUGCUCACCCUUGGAGCCAAUCCCGCCAUGGUUGACUACACGCAUGGCAACACGGCCUUGCAUUGGGCCAUCCUGGCACGCAAUGCCACCGCCAUUUCCACACUGGUGCUCAAGUCGAAGGCCUCACUGGACGUGCCCAAUAUGCGGGGAGAGACGCCGCUCACGAUGCUCGAGUCUCAGACGGGCGCCAUCUGGAUCGGGGCCAAGGUAAUGGAUCGCGUGCGAGAGGCGGCGCUCACCUCACAGCAGCGACGCUCGCUGGUGUCCAAGCUGCGGCACGACAAACGCUUGCGAUGGUGGUCAAUGGUGGCCUGCCCCUUCACCGCCUUCUAUCUGGCAGGGAUCGUGUUCACCCUGAACACGCUGUAUAUCAUUAAGUUUUUCCUGCUCGGCUGCUUGUACGGCAUAUUCCACACAAUUGGCAAGACCCUCUUCGAUGAGCACCUGAUGGCUCUGCUCCCGUUGAGCGUUUACCUGGCCACCAAGGCGUGGUUCUAUGUCACCUGGCUGAUGUAUAUCGAUGAUGCUGUCUCCCUUACGGCCACUGUAUGCUUCCUCAUCUGCUCCCUGAUAUUGUGGGUGUGCUUCCUCAAGUCGUGGAAGGGAGAUCCGGGCAUCAUCCGACCAACCAGGGAACAGCGAUUCAAGACCAUCAUUGAGCUAUCGGAACGGGGUGGCAUUGGUUUUGAGCCCGCCUCCUUUUGCUCCGGCUGCCUGGUGAGGCGACCCAUACGCUCCAAGCACUGUUCGGUAUGCGAUCGAUGUGUGGCAAGGUUCGAUCAUCAUUGCCCCUGGGUGGGCAACUGCAUUGGGCUGAAGAAUCACAGCUACUUCAUGGGAUUCCUUUGGAUGCUCCUGAUCAUGUGCGUCUGGAUGCUGUAUGGCGGCUCCAAGUACUACGUGAAUCAGUGCAAUGUGCACUUUGAUGACUUCCUUGGGGCGAUGCGGGCCAUUGGCAACUGCAAUGCCUGGGUGGGCUGGGUGAUGGGCAAUGCCCUGCUCCACAUGUCCUGGGUGAUUCUGCUGACCAUUUGCCAGACAUAUCAGGUGAUUUGCUUGGGCAUGACCACCAAUGAGCGCAUGAAUCGGGGUCGCUAUCGUCACUUCCAGGCCAAGGGCGGACACAGCCCGUUCACGCGCGGCCCCAUACAGAAUCUAAUUGACUUUUUGGAGUGCAGCUGCUUUGGCCUGGUGCAGCCGAAGCGUGUGGACUGGAUGAACUACUACGACUAUGAUGCCCAUGUGCAUCAGACCAUCGAGAAGGAGCCGCUGCUCAGCGUUGACUGCCCGGACGGGAUGGGUGGGGAUCAUCAGUAUGUGUAGGAUAAGUCCUAUCGGGAUGCGAAGACGCUUCAAAUGCCCAUAGCGCAUGUCUAACAACGGAAUUGCUUUCGAAAACAAACAGCAACAGCUUCUUCUCUCCCCAAUCCCUGAACUCCAUCCCCAUCCCCAUCCCGUAUGAUUUCCGGAAAACCCUUGUAAUUGGUACGCUCUGCUGCAAACUAUACAAAAAAAAAUAGAACCAAUGAUUCACAAAUGAAUUCUACAAACAAAACCAGAAGACAGACAGAAGCGUCAUUGCCGACCGAUAUCGGAUAUUGGAUGGACGAGAGUGGUUUAUGGGGGGAGUGCCCCACCCCCCACAUACAUACGUACAUAUUAAUGCAUGUAUUACUGUAAUUACUCUGUACAUUUCUGCAUAUUAAUUCUGCAUCUUACACACAAACUACACUUCGAUAAUAAGCUGAAAGUAAUACGCGAACCGACACGGAUUUUGUCCCUCUCAAGUAUUUGUAAUACCAAAAAAAAAACAAAAAAAAAACAGAAACAGAAAUGCAAGCAAACAAAAGAAAACGUAUGAAAAGAAACACCGAACAAAUGCAAUACCUAAUCUAAUACAUAAAUGCAAAACGAAUCAAAACAAAAUAUUGUUUUAAGCGUGCAAUAUUCAAGAUUCCAAUUCAAAUAAUACGAUAUUGACAAAUUUGUAAAGCGCACACCACA
This is a messenger RNA of Drosophila miranda, 2595 nucleotides long. It is a transcript of the gene Hip14, whose product is annotated as palmitoyltransferase Hip14. Gene Ontology annotation, molecular function: protein binding; palmitoyltransferase activity. NCBI's taxonomy places the organism in Eukaryota, Metazoa, Arthropoda, Insecta, Diptera, Drosophilidae. The record is from RefSeq and is a predicted model, not a curated record. Gene Ontology annotation, biological process: protein palmitoylation. Bases 1 to 1914 code for a protein of 637 amino acids. The transcript has 4 exons. Gene Ontology annotation, cellular component: Golgi membrane.